Molecule: messenger RNA, 2568 nt
Organism: Cylindrotheca closterium
Lineage: Eukaryota; Bacillariophyta; Bacillariophyceae; Bacillariales; Bacillariaceae
Source: the annotation of a GenBank genome assembly
AUGGCAGCUACCAAGAAAGCCAAAGCUAACGCUAGUAGUGCAAUCACAACGACGGCAAGGGCAUCUCGAAAGCCCAAAGCAAUCAAAGUGCAACGCAAAUCCAAAGUCAAGCCUCCUGGCAGCAGCAGCACGAACAAGAAGAAAGCUCCACCACCGCCCGAAUUGCCCCAAGAUUGGCCCGUUACAAGUCGACCCCCCAAAUUUCCGGCAGACGCACAAGCCUUGGCACCCGGCGGUUUACUCCAACAUCAUUGCAACGGCCAAGACAUUCAUUUGGCUCGCAAUGCCGUCAGUCGGCCCAAUUUGAGCAAGGAAAGGGGCAAAUACCUGCUCAUGUUCCCUGGUAACUUGUGCCUGAAAAAAUUAUCGGCAGCCAACAAAAGUCUCCUCUCGCAGGACACUACUACCAGUCUUUCCCAACAAUCGGAAGGAGCCGUAGAAGACGAUGCCAGUGACGACGACGACGACGAAAGUAAUAGCAAUCCUACAACCACGCCCAAGAAUACCAGCAAAGUGCCGUUCACUUCCUCCACCUCACUUCCUCAAUUGGGCACCAUUCAUCAUUUGAGCACGGAUGAACCCAAGCUUGUCAUUCCCUUUCCGGAUGGUCGCAAUUUAAUAUUUCCAGGCAAAAAGGUGGAAACGACAUCGAAAUACAUUAUGUUGUCGUGUUCUGCCAAGAAAAAGGGGUCGGUCCAUUGCAAAAGUAUAUUUUCUUCUGCCAUUGUGUUUGGACAACCAAAAUGGGAAGCCAAUGGCAUAGAACAGGACAUCUCUACUACUGGCAUUGCACCACCACAAGAAAACAACGCCAAGGAAAAAGAUGACAAGGAAUUAAUGCUACUCGACGACGAUAGUGAUAGUGACAUCGACCAACCGCCAAAGAAACCAGAAUCAUCCAUGACGACAACUGACAACGACGACAAUUUCGAGGUACAUUACGGUGGCUCCCAACGAACAAUCGAUGGUGUGGCCAAGGGCAAGGCCGCCAAGAAACCCCAAGGACCUCUUCAUGUACCAAUUCAUUCCCUACAAGUUGGAAAACAAAGGGCCACCACAACUACUGCAUUGAAUCUGAAACAACCACCAGUACCAUCCAACAACAACACUAGUCUGGAAAGCAUCAUGGAUGAUAGUAGUACUACCAGUAGUAACGACGACGAUUCUCCCAAGAAUAAUGGUCGCAAGAACAAGCCUGCUCUGACAAUUGAUACUUCGGAUGAGGACGACGAGGAAGAGGACUAUGACAGUGAGGAUGCAUACGCUGGAAAGGCUACCACGACUCCUUCGGCACCACGAACCUUGCCCCGACGCCAAGCAUCGUCGCAGAAAAAGAAGUACACCCUAGAAGAAGAGGAUGAUGUUGAUGAAAGCAGCAGUAACAGUGAAAGUGAGGAUGAGAGUGACAAAGAGAAAGGACAGGCCAAACCCAAGUCAAAAGCCAAGAGGACCCCAGCGCCCAAGAAGAAGCAACCACCAAAAACAAAAAAAACAGCAAGUGCCAAAAAUACGGAAUCGCCACCAAUUUCCAUUGACGAUACUGACAGCGACGACGACGACAGUCUCGUUGAUGGUGUCAGCAAACCCAAGAAGACUGCCAAAGCUCCAAAACCAACAGCCAAGAAAGCACCACUGACAGUGGACGAUCUUUCGUCGGACGAGGACAGUGAUGCCUUUAGUAUCGAAAUCAAUAGUCCUGCUCUUCCAAAGCGCUCCAUUUCGAGACGACAGAGUAGUGUCAACAAGAAGAAGCCAAGCUAUGCCGAGGACGAAAGUGAUGGAGAUUUUGAGGAGAACGAAGCCAGUGAAUCUGGACCAUCCAAUAGUGAAGAAGAAAAAGCGUCGAGCAAGAAAAAAACGAGUGCGCCUACUAGAAAGCGAAGGGCUGCUCCAAAGAAACCCAUCGAGCUGUCUGACUCUUCAGAAGCGUCCGAGAGCGAAACGGGGUUACCUGAAGAGGAUCUACCCGAUGAUUCUGACUUUGAGGAGGAGAAACCAAAGAAAAAGACUGCAAAGAAGACUGCAAAACGUGCUACCCCAGCGACAAAAACCACCAACAAAGCCGCGUCAUCGAAAAAAUCUCCCAUGACUACAUCAAAGAUUGCAACGACACCUGCUAGCAAACAGAAAUCUGCUGGUAAAGUCAGUGCUGCAAGAGUUACAACGGCAACCAAAGUUAAGAGUGCUACGAAGAAGCAGCCAGGAGGUGUUGGAAACAAGAGAUCACUAUCUAGUGCAAGCAUGUUGGAAACAAUUCAUCCAGUUGGGAAUGGUGAUGACGAUUCCAAUGACAAUAAUGAUUCUGAUUCGGAAGUUACCGAAAAAAGGGACAACAAACAGAGUGCUACUACUACUAAAGCGGAGGAACCAUCCACGAAAAAGGCAAAACUUGCACCCGACACUCCCGAACGCAGUCAAUCUAAAAAUUCUGCCAAGUCUCCCAGCAUUGGCGGAAGUCCAUUUCGAUCACGCAGGAAAAAGUCAACUGCUGGAAGUAAAUCGGGGAAGUCUCCAGCCAAGAGGGUGAUUGAUCUUACGGACGAUGCUGAAUUCAAUUUUGGAAGCUGA